This is a messenger RNA of Oxyura jamaicensis (ruddy duck), 1469 nucleotides long. It is a transcript of the gene TBC1D20, whose product is annotated as TBC1 domain family member 20. Gene Ontology annotation, molecular function: GTPase activator activity. Gene Ontology annotation, biological process: endoplasmic reticulum to Golgi vesicle-mediated transport; positive regulation of GTPase activity. Gene Ontology annotation, cellular component: endoplasmic reticulum membrane. The transcript is spliced from 8 exons. The record is from RefSeq and is a predicted model, not a curated record. The coding region runs from base 76 to 1260 and encodes 394 amino acids. NCBI's taxonomy places the organism in Eukaryota, Metazoa, Chordata, Aves, Anseriformes, Anatidae.
GACGGGAGCACCGGGAGCGGCCCCGGCCCUGUCCCGGUCCCGGUGCUGGGCCCGGCCCGGUAUGCGCCCGGGGACAUGGCCAGGCGGAGCCCGCCCCGCAACGGCGUCGGCGGCCACGACUUCGACGCGAAGAAGAAGAGAAAAGUGGCGGAGAUCUACCAGGCUCUGAACAGCGACCCCAUCGACGUGGCCGCGCUCAGGCGCAUGGCCAUCAGCGAAGGGGGGCUCCUGACGGACGAGAUUCGCUGCAAAGUCUGGCCGAAGCUGCUGAGCGUCAACACGGACGACCUGCCCCCCCUCCCAGCAGGAAAGGAGCUGCGGGAGGACAACAAAGAUUACCAGCAGGUGUUACUGGACGUGCGGCGCUCCCUGCGCCGCUUCCCCCCAGGGAUGCCGGAUGAGCAGAGGGAAGGGCUGCAGGAGGAGCUCAUUGAUAUCAUCCUCCACGUCCUCAAGCGCAACCCCCAGCUGCACUACUACCAGGGCUACCACGACAUCGUGGUCACCUUCCUCCUGGUGGUCGGCGACAGGCUGGCCACGGCUCUGGUGGAGAAGCUCUCCACGCACCACCUCAGGGAUUUUAUGGACCCGACGAUGGACAACACCAAGCACAUCUUGAACUACCUGAUGCCCAUCAUAGACCAGGUGAACCCCGAGGUGCACGACUUCAUGCAGAGUGCCGAAGUGGGAACCAUCUUUGCGCUCAGCUGGCUGAUCACCUGGUUCGGGCACGUUCUGUCCGACUUCAGGCACGUCGUGCGAUUAUACGACUUCUUCCUGGCCUGCCACCCCCUGAUGCCCAUUUAUUUUGCUGCUGUGAUCGUGCUGUACCGGGAGCAAGAAGUUCUGGACUGCGAGUGCGACAUGGCCUCUGUCCACCACCUCCUGUCCCAGAUCCCACAGGACCUUCCUUACGAGACUCUGAUCAGCAGAGCUGGGGACCUUUUUGUCCAGUUUCCUCCCUCUGAGCUUGCCAGGGAGGCGGCGCAGCAGCAGGCUGAACGCACCGCGGCUUCCACUUUUAAGGACUUUGAGUUGGCGUCAGUGCAGCAGAGACCGGACACUGUGUUGAGGCAGCGCUUCAGGGAGCGGCUCCGAGGGGAGGAGCGGACAAAAUCCAUCUUGACCAAGCCCAGGACCAACCGCUUCGUCAAGCUGGCGGUGAUGGGGCUGACGGUCGCGCUGGGAGCAGCCGCCCUGGCCGUGGUGAAGAGCGCGCUGGAGUGGGCGCCCAAGUUUGAACUGCAGAUCUUCCCCUGAGGCCGGGGGACGUGGCCCUUUCCCCGUCUCCGCAUCCCUCACCAAUACGGGAUGACGCUUGCUGAAAGGACGUGUCUGGAAGCGACCUACCUGAAGUUUUCUAUUCUCGGCCUUUGCGAGAGACUGGUGGGAAGCAGCCCGGGAGGGUCGCUCCCCGCGCCCACGCUCACCUCGUCCCCUCCUCCCCGCGCAGGUGGCUACGAGUGGGG